Molecule: messenger RNA, 876 nt
Organism: Angiostrongylus costaricensis
Lineage: Eukaryota; Metazoa; Nematoda; Chromadorea; Rhabditida; Metastrongylidae
Source: the annotation of a GenBank genome assembly
AUGCACUGCAUACUUUUCGUAGCAUUUCUCCUGGCUCUAUUGGAGUCAACUAUGGCCGCUGCACCAGCCGAUCUCAACUGCACCGAAUACACGGACAGAGCGGUGAACUGCAAUGACAAAUUCUCGAGUGCAACGUGCCUAGUGAUCUACACAGCGGCAGUGAAGGUCGGCACCAGUGACGAGAGAAACGCUAAGUGCUUUCAGAAUGCUGCCAAUCAACGUGACGAAGAGGUGGUGCAGGUGGCAGUGCAAACUUGCCCAAAGACGUGCGGUUACUGUUGCAUUACGCCAGCGUACAAUUGUAAAAACAAAGAUGCACCUCGAGUAAAGUGUGAAACGGUAACGAAAGCACAAUGCGAUGAUCCGACAUGGAAAGCAAUUCUGGCUGAGGAUUGUCCGGCCGUUUGCGGAUUGUGCGAACAAAAAAAUCCAAAUUGCCGAGACAAAGUUGCCUCUUGCAAAAACGAUGUCAGCAUAUGUCGCAAUGUUGACUUACAAGAUUUUGUACGUCCUUCAGACGAAUCGUACUCGAAUCGUUUACGAAUAAAUGGAGGUGGUGAUGUUAUCUUUAACGAAAUAAUACGCUGGAACAUUAUGUUAUUUGGUUUAUUAAAAGCACGGCAAUUCAUAGAUUGGCAGAAUAAUCACAAAUCUCAUGCAGAACUGUCUGUAAACGAUUUUCCGUCUUUAGGAGAACUGCCAGGCAACCUUUUAAACGUCUUAAAAACAACACCACGGUUCCUCAAAAAUUCAAAGGAAGUCGGUUUUUAUAACUUAAUUGUAAACGUCGCAGCAUCGAAGACAACGACGAUCCGUUCAAAGGAGUCGUCGACAUGGGCAGCUGGAAAACCACUGAUCGGUCGCUUGAAUAUUUAA